CGAUUAAAUGUGGUCGUUUAGGAGCUAACGGGAGCAGUAGUUGGAGCGGUAGAUGCGCAAGUUGGCGCGCUUGAACAAAGCAAGAGGCGGAUAGCGCGGACUAUAAGAUAGAUAAUACAGUGCAUCAUCAACCGGCGAUCCAGAGUACCGGCUAGAGAAGGAUAGAGAUACACGGCUGAGCAUUCGGGAACCCACUGAAGGCGUUAUGCUGGAGCUUUACGGAGUCACUGGGGACGGCAUGAGUUACCGGCUGCCGCCGCCGCCACCGCCCCGCCGGGUUACGACGCUGCAAGCCGAACAGCUAGCCGCAUUGGAGACGUGCUUGCAGCUCUCGUCACCCGAAUUAAUGAGGAAAGUGCCAAGCGCCGGGGCCGUCGCAUCCGUCACCCCCCAGCAGCUGCUACGUCGGCCGCGAGACCCUGGUGAGCUCCAGAGACUCACCGCCGUCGUCUCCGUUGAUCCUGUAGAUAUCAAGCUCCAGCAGCAUCACCAGCACCAGCACCAGCACCAAGGUAAAGAAAGUCCCCUGUACUACACUAAGCUAAACCGGGACUCCGGGCCAAUUGUUCCAGCAAAGCGCAAAGCAGGACGAAGCUGGGUCCUGACGAUCGGUCUCUUCCUAUUGGUCUGUGCCUUAAUCGCCGGUAUCGGAUUGCCUUUGGCCUUGGAGCUGCGAAGUUCUAACCUACUGGAGGCGAGGCUGCGAGUUGUGAGGAAAAUCCUAUCCAAGACGCCUCUCAUCGACGGGCACAACAACCUGGCGUGGAACCUACGCAAGCAGCGUGGUAGCACGCGACUGCGGGACUUCCCGUUCGACGAGGACCUUUCGAAGAACGUAUCCUGGGGCCCAGGCUGGCAGACCGACCUGAUCCGGCUGCGCCGCGGCAUUGUCGGGGCGCAAUUCUGGUCAGCCUAUGUGCCGUGCGAGGCACAGUUCCUCGACGCGGUCAAGCUCACCCUCGAGCAGAUCGACGUGGUACGGAGGCUCGCGGCCAAGUACGCCGAGAAAAUGAGACUGGUGACGUCGAGCGAGGAGCUCGAGCAGGCCCAUAGGGACGGAGUACUGGCGAGCCUCGUCGGCAUCGAGGGCGGCCACAGCAUCGGCGCGAGUAUGGCUGUGCUGAGGAGCUUCCACCACCUCGGUGCGAGGUACAUGACUCUGACCCACAAGUGCAACACGCCCUGGGCUGACUCGGCAAUCGCCGACGAUCCGGAUAAGGACCUCGUCACCCUGGGUUUCUACAGCGACGGACUGACGAGUUUCGGGAAGGCGGUGGUUCGUGAGCUGAACCGUCUGGGGAUGCUUGUCGAUCUAUCUCACGUGUCCGUGAGGACGAUGCGCGACGCCCUCAUCGUCUCCACGGCGCCGGUUGUUUUCUCUCACAGUGCCGCAAGAGCACUUUGCAACUCGUCCAGUAACGUGCCCGACGAUGUCCUCAGGAAUCUGACGCUGAAUGGCGGCCUCGUGAUGGUUAGUUUUGACAGCGCUCAUCUCAGUUGUGGAGAUAAGGCAUCAAUGCACGACGUCAUAGCGCACAUCAACCACAUAAGGAGGGUCGCCGGGGUUGAUCAUGUUGGUCUUGGAGCCGGCUACGAUGGAAUAUCAAGUCCGCCAACGGAGCUUCCUGACGUCUCGGGCUACCCGUUGCUGUUGGCCGAGCUGACACGGGACCGUAGGUGGCCGACCUCGGACAUCAAGAAGCUCGUCGGCGGCAAUCUCCUGCGCGUCCUCAAGGAGGUGGAAAAGCACGCGGCGAGCCUCUCGAAUCAGUCGCCCGCCGAGGAGUGGAUACCCCGGGAGCUCAUCGAGGACACGGCUUACUGCAGGUACCUUGGUGUCUGAAGCGGCUUGCCCGCCCAGCCUUCCUUACCUCGCU
Molecule: messenger RNA, 1877 nt
Organism: Ceratosolen solmsi marchali
Lineage: Eukaryota; Metazoa; Arthropoda; Insecta; Hymenoptera; Agaonidae
Product: dipeptidase 1
Exons: 8
Coding region: 206-1843 (545 amino acids)
Biological process (GO): proteolysis
Molecular function (GO): metallodipeptidase activity
Source: RefSeq, a predicted model, not a curated record